Messenger RNA from Pungitius pungitius (ninespine stickleback), 3621 nucleotides. It is a transcript of the gene slc24a2b, whose product is annotated as solute carrier family 24 member 2. The transcript has 11 exons. The record is from RefSeq and is a predicted model, not a curated record. Gene Ontology annotation, molecular function: calcium channel activity; calcium, potassium:sodium antiporter activity. Gene Ontology annotation, biological process: intracellular calcium ion homeostasis; calcium ion transmembrane transport. NCBI's taxonomy places the organism in Eukaryota, Metazoa, Chordata, Actinopteri, Perciformes, Gasterosteidae. Bases 361 to 2298 code for a protein of 645 amino acids. Gene Ontology annotation, cellular component: plasma membrane.
CUGAGGAUUUACUGUCAGGAUCGUCAGACUCAACUGAGCUCUCAGGACCUCUCCUUUACGGAUUCCAUUUUCUGGAUUGUUCCUCCAGAGACUCGACCCUGCAGGAGUCCUGAGCAAGAGAUUUCCAAGUCGGUGAGUACUAUGAGGAACAUGCCUUUGAAUGGGCUGGAUCCUGGAAUCAGACUGCAGGGCUUCCAUUGUGUUUAGACCGGGAAGCAGCAUGCUAACAAACCGGUGAACCGCUGCGGCCCGUCAAGCCCCCGCCCUCGUCACCGCCCCGCGCCAGCGACCCAGCUCCGGUGGGGGGGGGGGUGUGACUCCAGACAGUUCCACUCAGCCCGAAACACCUAGGCCAACGCCAUGGAUUUCCUUCUACCCAUCAGAAGUCGAGACAGGAUGUCUUUCUCCGGCUCUGAACCUCUUCUGGGCCCUCACAGUAGCUGCACCAGGCACCACUACCACGGCGUCAAAAGAAAGCUGCGGCCCGGACGGAUUAUGGGCUUCAUCAUCAGCAUGGUGGCGGUCUGCAUAUUCUGUUCAUGGAGUGCCUUGUCACUGGUCACGGCAGUGGCCAAGGAGCUGGCGUCGCCCGCUGAGGGUUCGGCAGAAGAAGCGGCGGCGGCGGCGGUGCCCCAAAGAACUCUUCUGCAACACCACAACCUGUCGGCCGGGCCGGAGGACAAACCGGUGGCCAUGAAGUCGUCCGACAUGGAGAUGAAUCACGGGGACUACCCAGUGGACUUGUUUACCGUGGAGGAGAGACGUCAGGGCUACGUGUGCUUCCAUAUGUUUGGCAUGCUGUACAUGUUCAUAGCCUUAGCCAUCGUCUGCGACGAGUUCUUUGUCCCGGCACUCACUGUUAUCACAGAGAAGCUGCAGAUAUCCGAUGAUGUGGCCGGAGCCACCUUCAUGGCGGCGGGGGGGUCCGCCCCGGAGCUCUUCACGUCCGUCAUAGGCGUCUUUGUCUCCCACAGCAAUGUGGGCAUCGGUACCAUCGUGGGCUCCGCUGUCUUCAACAUCCUGUUUGUCAUCGGGAUGUGUGCCCUGUUCUCCAAAGAGGUGCUGAACCUCACCUGGUGGCCUCUGUUCCGAGACGUGUCGUUCUACAUCGUUGGCUUGCUCAUGCUCAUCUAUUUCUUUCUGGAUAAUGAAAUCACACUGGGGGAGAGUAUCGGCCUGCUCUCCUGCUACACCUGCUAUGUGACAUUCAUGAAGUUCAAUGCCAAAGUAGAAUUUGUCAUAAAAACCUUGCUGGGCAGCAACCAGGUGGACGAGCUGGAGACGCCACCAAAGGUCGAUGCCCCGGGGGCAGCUGGAGAUGACGAGAGCAAGCUGACCGCCAAACCGAGGCUGCAGAGGGAAGGCAGCUGUGCCUCUCUGCACAACUCACUGAUGAGAAACAGCAUCUUCCAGCUCAUGAUACACACUCUGGACCCUCUCAGUGACGAAGGUAUGGGACAAUUCAAAGAGAAGGCAUCAAUCCUUCACAAAAUGGCCAAGCAGAAGUGUAAAGAAGAAGCUGCCUGUGCCAACGGUGUAGGGCCCCCCUCCCAGACACAAGCUUCAAGAAAUGCACAUUCUGAUAAAAACAUCCCGAACAGUUCAAAUGUUGCAGUGGAAGUCACACCCCCCACGAACGGUGUGGCAGGAGGAGACGAGGAUGAGGAGGAGGAUGAAGACCAGCCUCUGAGCCUGGCCUGGCCAGACAGCACCAGGAAAAGGUUGACGUACCUCAUCAUCCUGCCCAUAAUCCUGCCACUGUGGCUCACACUGCCCGACGUCAGAAGAGAGACCUCAGCGAAGUUCUUCCCCAUCACUUUCCUCGGCUCCAUCAGUUGGAUCGCUUUCUUCUCCUACCUGAUGGUGUGGUGGGCUCACCAGGUUGGAGAAACGUUCUGGAUCACAGAGGAGAUAAUGGGUCUAACAAUAUUAGCAGCUGGCACCUCAAUCCCUGACCUGAUCACCAGUGUGAUUGUAGCACGAAAAGGCCUCGGGGACAUGGCCGUCUCCAGCUCCGUGGGCUCGAACAUCUUUGAUAUCACUGUGGGGCUGCCGUUCCCCUGGCUCGUCUACAACAUCCUCAACGACUUCAAGCCAGUCGAAGUCAGCAGCAACGGCUUGUUCUGCGCCAUUGUCCUCCUCUUCCUCAUGCUCCUCUUUGUCAUCAUCUCCAUCGCGGCUUGCAAGUGGAGAAUGAGCAAGUUCCUGGGCCUUCUCAUGUUCAUGCUUUACAUCGUCUUCCUGGUCGUUAGCGUGAUGCUCGAGGACAAACUCAUCGUCUGCCCCAUCACCGUCUGACAGAGGGAGAGGGACAAAUGUUAUGCACAGAUGUGCUUGCGUGCACAGUGGGAUUUAGAAGAGAGAGAAGAAACGCUGACACGGACACAAACUGUCUCUGAUCUGUCUCACUUACACACACAGUAGUAGACGGCAUGCAAACAGACACACACACACACACGCACACACGCACACGCAAGCUAAAGAAAACGAACCGACACAGGUUGUGGAUGUCAGUUAGGCAGAGACUGAUUGGCUUAAAUCAGUCCUAGCGGUGCAUCACACACGUCCAGCGGUUUGCAAAGAAGCCUGUAGGUCAUCGACCCUCUUUUCACCGCGGGACUACGUCCAGCGGUCUUUGGGUUGGCCAAGAUGGAAAGUUUCAAUUGAAGAUCACCAGAGAUUGUGUUUUAUUUUUUAAUGAAAGUACCAGGUGGCAGUAUAAGAAGUACCUCCCACUACUCAUGCAGGAAGUUAAGCGCAUAAAUUGAAUGUGGGGGCUGAAAAAGACUUUUAUUUAGAUCUGCUCAUUUUUCCUCCUGUAUGGCUUUGCAAAGGCAUCAAAGGACAAAUGUUGAGUGUUAAAAAAAAUGUUUUUCAUUACAGUAUAUUUGAGGACAUAUUUGGCAGAAAUGAUUACUUUACGUCCUAUUCAUGAUAGGAUACUAUUCUAUGAUAGGUUACAUGAAUGCUAAAUAGUUACGUUAGAGCUUACACAGGUAGUAGGUUCUAUGGUGUCGUCAUGCUCAAUAUAUUCCAACUUUUUCAUGUCAUAAGCUCGUGAGCGUGUAUUUUUCUGGUCGGUCUGCCUUUACAUUGCACUUUGUGCAUUAAAAUGUAAUAACCAGGUCAUUGUGGCAUUUCCCAGUAGAUGAUGCAGGGGGGACAAGAAGUGGCGGACCACAGAUUAGUCUUCUCCAUUAUGUUUUAAUCAUUCAUGAACUCAAAAAGGAUUUUCAUGUAUUUAUAAAGUUCAAUAUCAACAGGUCUCUCCGGGCUUCUUCUGCCAUGUUGUGAUGUUAAACAAUGUACUGUAUAAGAUACUACGCCACUAUGCUCACAUGUUGGGGACAUAGAGGUUGAAUUCUUAGAAUUCAAAUUAUUGUAAGAAACAGCAAGUAGUCCCGUAAUUUCAUUGUAAAACCAAACAUGGACUACCGAGGCUUUAUUCAUUUCUGCACUUGCAGCUUUUUUCUAAACGCUCUCUAUUAGAUUUAAAGUGAAAUAACGUUGACCUCACUAGGGUCCUGCUGUAGGUAUCAGUAUCUUUCCAUUCAAAUCGUACAAUCCCGAUCAUCCGGAUCAAACAAUAACACAAUAAAGAGCUGUCUCUAACUCAAUGAA